AAGUUCUCCUUCAAAAGUGCCUCCAACAGCUUCUCCAAAACGCACCAGGCCUACGGGCUGGAGUCCGGGUUUUGUACCAUCCCUCGAGUCCCUCGCUUGGAAAAAGCCCAAGAGAGCGCAUUCCCUGGGGAAGCAGAGCUGAAGCGCUCGGACUCCCUGCUCUCCUUCCGCCUGGACCUGGGGCCCUCCCUGAUGAGUGAGCUGCUCCAGGUGAUGAGCUUCUCCGAAACCAAUGGGAACGAGGUGGGAGAGGAUGGCCCAGACCUCCUGUGUGGUGAGGAGAUGGUGAAGGAUGGGGUCCCUCCAGCAUCAAGUGCAUCUCACGGAGAGGACAAGGCAACGUCUAGCUUCUGGGACCGCUCUGGGCAGAGCAGCCUGUCAGGGGACAGCUCGCUGCCGGGACUGUCGGUCAGUGCCAACGGAGAGGCACACGCCAUCAAGGGCACUGGAGAGGACCCUGCCUGGGCUUUGGGGCCGGGGGCAGCGCCCAGAGGAACCCCGCGGCAGGGGCACUGGAAUGACUGCACCAUCGAUGCGGAAGAGUUUGACCGGGCGAGCCAGGUCCUGGCCCGCCAUUAUGGUGGGACCAGCACCCCACGGAGCUCGGAGAAGGGCGAGGGUCUCCGGCAGGCCCGGACACAGGCCCUGUGGGAGAGCCCCAGAAGCAGCUCGUGGCGGUCACAAGUGACAGGGGAGAGCCAGUCCCCUGAGACCACCUGGAACCAAGGAGAGGAGGAGGAGGAAGAGGAGGAGGAGGAGGCCAAGCUUUCCAACCUGCAGGAGGGGUACGCUGGCGCCCGGGGCAGGCGCAGCAAUUCCUGCGAGUACGCUUAUGAGGAUGAGGAGGAGGACGAUGAAGUCAAGGUGUGA
Molecule: messenger RNA, 870 nt
Organism: Cariama cristata (Red-legged seriema)
Lineage: Eukaryota; Metazoa; Chordata; Aves; Cariamiformes; Cariamidae
Gene: CDC42EP1
Product: CDC42 effector protein (Rho GTPase binding) 1
Exons: 2
Source: RefSeq, a predicted model, not a curated record